Molecule: messenger RNA, 2256 nt
Organism: Candida albicans SC5314
Lineage: Eukaryota; Fungi; Ascomycota; Pichiomycetes; Serinales; Debaryomycetaceae
Gene: SPT20
Product: Spt20p
Exons: 1
Coding region: 1-2256 (751 amino acids)
Biological process (GO): regulation of transcription by RNA polymerase II
Cellular component (GO): SAGA complex
Molecular function (GO): transcription coregulator activity
Source: RefSeq, a predicted model, not a curated record
AUGAUAAAAUCUGAAGUUUUGAGUGGAUCUGCAUCCAAAACUGUGGGAAACUCUAUAUCUAAUGGUACAACAGUACUGACUCAGAAUCAGGGUGGAAAACAGAAUCUAAUCCGUCAGCAGCAGCAGCAGCAGCAACAACAACAACAACAACAACAACAGCAGCAGCAGCAGCAACUCAAACACAGAACUGCUCUUCAAAAUUACCAUUUUGCCUCAACUUCGGAAGAGAUCUUAAAAAAAUACUCCAAAUAUCCAGCAUCCAUGAGUUUACAUAUUUUUGAAACGCAUUACAGAUUUAACAAUUCUCAAGAUUCCCAAGUAAUUCCCAAGGAUUCGCCCAUGAUUAAAGAUUUUAUGAAGCAUGUUUUGAAAGAGCAAAUUCCCGUUGAAAUGUGUGAAUUAAUCAAAGAUUUUGCUAUUAGACCGUAUGAUGGAUGCAUAAUAUUACAAGUUUAUGAUCACAGAAAUAUGGUUAAAACAGCUGUUUUACAGAACAGAUCAACAUCGUCUCCAUCCAAAGAUCAAGACAAAAAGCAACAAAUGGUUGUUUCAAAGCCCCGGACAUAUAGAACUUUGUUGAGACCAACUUCCCUUUCUAUUUAUUACGAUUUACUUUAUCAUACAGACUCGGCACUCCAUCGAUUCACUGAUUAUUUAUCUUUACAAAUGGAGUCUGAGAUUUUGACAGCAACAAAUAGAGAGUUAAAUUUAUCAGUUCCUUUGAAUCCUUAUAAUUACGAUCACCUUAGACCUGAACCUGAACCUUCUGGCGAUAUGUCUCAAAACAGUGACGAAGAGAUUGACCAAGUUAAAUUUCAACACAGAGAUGCAGUUGAACAACCUCGUCGUAAAAUUCAUCAAGACGAAAUGGUGUUGCACAAAUCUUCGGAAUACGAAGAACUUAUGUUGCUAUUAUCUAACAAACAUAAACGUCCAGAUGAUUGUCUGGAUAAACGACUCGUGGUUGUAAGUACUUCGGCAUUGCCAGGUUCUUCGCUAACUGGAACCUCUAAUACAUCAACAGGAACAGCGGCUGCAACACCUACACCUACAAGUACAACUGCAUCAGCUGCUUCUCAGUCUUCAAAACAAACUACUGCUGACGGGGCAUCGACAACGGAUACCAAAGGCAAGAAAGGAGACAAAGCAAAUGGCACCAGUGCAAAUCAAGCACUGGCAUCGCCCACUUCUGUUCACCCUCCUAUUCCGACCAUACCACAAAAUCUGGUUAGAGCUACUGGACAGUUCAUGAGGUUGAGAUUAAUAGAGGAAAUAAGAAAGAAAAGAGAACUUGAGAAGUUGCAACAAGAAGCAAAGAUUCAGGCCCAGGCAAAUGCCAUUCAAAGUGAUCUGGUACCACCCAGUCAACAAUUGGCUCCUCAGAAUACCAUAAACUCGCCUGUUGUCACUGAACCGACAAAGCGUUCAUCUCCAGCUGCUCAGAAUCAACCUGCGCCCAAAAGAGCGAAGAAAGAGACAAAAAAACAAUUACAAGCCAAAGCACAAGCUCAAGCAAAAGCCCAGGCACAAGCAAAAGCAAAAGUACAAACCGAAACUCCAGGCCCGACUCCUGUCCAGGGACAAAAUUCAUUGUCGGGUCCACUGGUGGUUAAUGGGUCUAAUGUUACAAGUACAGCAAAUACACCCACGAUGAAUAAUCAAAGUAGUCUUCAACAACCUUCCCAAGCACUGCAACCGCAAAUUGGAAGUUUGAAUAACAAUCAACAGUCACAAUCACAGCAACAACAACAGAAAAAUCCCCAACAGACUCUUCAGCAACAGCAGCAACAACAGAUAUUCCAGAAUUCAUUGACACCUGAAGAACAAAAAGUGUAUAAGCAAAUCCAACAGAAUAUGGCUACACUUGCAAUGAUGGGCCAAUCUGGAGUUACCCCUACGGGCCAACAAUUGACACCACAACAAAAACAACAAGCAAUUCAACAAGCGAAGAACUUACAACAGCAAUUAUUUCAACGAUUCCCGCUUUAUUUUCAACGAAUGAAACAGUUGCAGCUAAUUCACCAAAAGAGAAGAUUACAGCAGCAGCAGCAACAACAGCAACAACAACAACAACAGCAAGCCUCUAAUUCCUCCGGUGGUAAUCAAAAUAAUUCAUCGAAUCAAGCCGCCCCCCAAACUCAACAAUUUAAUCAAGCAUUGCCAUCUACGUCAGAGCAGUCCAAACCUGUUACGACAUCGCCAGAAGUUAAAAAGAAAAGAACCUAUCAGAAGAAGAAAAAUGCGCCUGCUAAUUGA